AAACGUCAGGGGCCCAGAUUACGUCAACUCUGCUCUUAAAGAGGCCCUUCGGAGAUUGCGGACUUCAUUUCCCAGAAUUCCUUCCCAUUGGCCAUGCAGGCGGAGUCUUCUGGCAGUGGAAGUCCAAGACCCCUAGAAGAGCCUGUGAAAGGAAGUUUGUGUUGUAAAGCCCUGGUUUCUCUCUCACGGAGCAACUCCCUCACGUGCCCCUUCCUGCCUCAAAAGUUUCUUUUCUGAGGGGAAGAGAGCGAGGCGGCUCUCCCCUUCUCCCUCGGGGCUCCUCUCUGAAGGCCUAACUCCUCGUCUUGGAGGCCUCAAACCGACCCUAAGGCAGGCCUUUGCCCUUCUCAACAUGGCCGCCCUCGUAUUUUGCAACGCCUGCUUCCAGAAACCCCAGGGCGCCACUCUCAAGUUCAGCCUGACUAGUUGCGGCCAUGUUUUCUGUGAGCCUUGCCUCCAGAAAGGUAAAAAAGAUGAGUGUCUGAUUUGUAGAGCUCCUUGUCGUACAAUACUACUUUCGAAAAAGAUGAGUCCAGAUAUCCAGGCACUGUUUAUGGGAAUAGAUGGGUUGUGCACAAAGUACUCCAAAGAACUAACCCAAAUUACCCAAUUCCAGGAAAAACACAGACAGCGACUAUCAGCAUAUUACAAAGGAAAGAUUACAAAACUUGAAGGAUAUCUUAAGAGAGCAACACAACACAUUCAGCAAAUGCAACAGCAGCAGCAUGGUGGUUCAUCAGUGGAAGUAGAUUAUAUGCCAGCAUCAGUCAGGAAAGUUGACACAGUGGCUGGACCGACAAGGAUAUCAUUGAUAAGCCCACCUCACGAUGGACAUAUGGGUAGUGUUUCCUGCAGGAGUUCUCAAUUGCCUGGAAACAGUUCAUGCCACAUGAAUUCAUCAGGGUCAAUAAGGUCAUCGCCGUUACGAAUACCAACCAAUAGGACUUCAUAUAUGUCACAAUUUGCAUCAUCACAAGAUAAUAGAAGUCACAUGCCAAAUGCUUUUGGCCCAAGAACUGCUCAGCACUAUCCAUCAUCUUCGCUCUCAGCAAUGACAAAACACUCAGUUAGUUUUGGCAGUCUUUUACAAAGACAACAUUCAGGAUCUGGUAGUGUUCCAGGACAUUCAUUACAAAAAUAAAUAUAUCUGCAAGUUUCGUAAAACAAGACAGAAAACCAUCCACUAUAUACUUUUUAAAAGUGUAUUUAGAAGUAUGUAAAAUUGAUCCCAUUGUAUAUUAAGUAGUAAAUUACAGAAAAUAUAAUUGUAUAAAAUAUCUUGAUUAAAAAUUGUUGAACAAUU
Messenger RNA from Anolis carolinensis (green anole), 1303 nucleotides. It is a transcript of the gene rnf212, whose product is annotated as ring finger protein 212. The record is from RefSeq and is a predicted model, not a curated record. The transcript is spliced from 10 exons. Bases 353 to 1141 code for a protein of 262 amino acids. NCBI's taxonomy places the organism in Eukaryota, Metazoa, Chordata, Lepidosauria, Squamata, Anolidae. Gene Ontology annotation, molecular function: SUMO transferase activity. Gene Ontology annotation, biological process: homologous chromosome pairing at meiosis; reciprocal meiotic recombination; protein sumoylation. Gene Ontology annotation, cellular component: synaptonemal complex.